Messenger RNA from Cebus imitator (Panamanian white-faced capuchin), 1231 nucleotides. It is a transcript of the gene LTO1, whose product is annotated as LTO1 maturation factor of ABCE1. The record is from RefSeq and is a predicted model, not a curated record. The coding region runs from base 166 to 540 and encodes 124 amino acids. Lineage: Eukaryota; Metazoa; Chordata; Mammalia; Primates; Cebidae. The transcript is spliced from 5 exons.
GGACCCUCCCGCGUGCCGUUCUUACCCGGCCUGCCCCGCGCCGCUGCUUCCGGAAGUGGACCUCGUCUCCUCCCAAGUAGAGCGUUUGUGCCUGAACUUGGCGGGUUUGCUACGGCACCGAAGGGCUGCAGAAGCCCGGGGGUCAGGGGCGGGCUGGUUGCCGCGAUGGCUGGGAGUCAGGACAUGUUCGACGCCAUCGUGAUGGCAGAUGAGAGGUUUCAUGGGGAAGGGUAUCGGGAAGGCUAUGAAGAAGGCAGCAGUUUGGGUGUGAUGGAGGGAAGGCAGCAUGGCACGCUGCAUGGAGCCAAAAUCGGGUCUGAGAUCGGGUGCUACCAAGGUUUUGCUUUUGCGUGGAAAUGUCUGCUGCACAGUUGCACCGCUGAGAAAGACAGCGGCAAGAAAAGAAUGAGGAGAUACAGAAGAAGGAACGAGGCCUGUUUGCUGAGUGGCUGCCGGCUGCCCACCCUUUCCCUGAAUGACCCACCAGAGCUGGAGGCGGGGUUACAGCCCUCACUUUGCAGAGACAGGCGGCCUGGCUGAGGACAAGUCCAGUGGUCGCACCUGAGCCCUUUCUUCUCCAAGAAGCUGCCCCAGCAGGCAGGCGUGGUCAUGCAGUAGCUCUGCGGUCCUGGCUCAGUCACUACCUCUCUGGGCCUUGGUUUACUCAUCUACAACAGGGGUCGGCAAACUACCACCCUCAGUCCGAAUCCAGUCUGCUGCCUAUUUUUGUAAAUAAAGCUUUAUUGGCACACAGCCAUGCUCACUAGUUCACAGAGCGGCUGUGGCUGCUUUGGCACAGGGCAAGAGCCUAAAGCCACUGUGUGGCCUUUACGGAAAACCUGCCGGUCCUUGACCUAGCAGAUGGGAUGACUGUGUGCAGCAGAGUGCAGGCGCUGGGAGGGCCAGGCUGUGUCGGUGGCUCUCACCAGGGUGGUGUCCCCUCCCUGUCAUCAAGCCAUGGGGUCGUUUCAACACGUGGAGAGAAACUGCUCGGGGUUGAGCACAGGCCUGGCACACAGGGCGUGCUCAGGAACCUCCAGCCGCGGUGCCUCCCAUGAUUAAACAAAGGCAAGGGGGACUGCCCGGCGGGCUCGGAGGGCCCGGGGUCCCGAAUAGGAGCUGAUCCUCGGGUGAGACCACUCAGCUCUUAAAGUGGCUGUCGGUUGAGAGGCUUGUCUCAGCUGCCGCUAGGUGCAAAUUAAAAGGAUUAAUGGACACGGCCGUCUUUGAA